AUGGAACAGCAUGAUACGCAGCUUCGCCGUCGCGAUACUUUGCUUGCACGCCUGAGCAACCCUUCCAACUCUCUGCCAGCACCGCCGCCUUCGACUUCGACACUUUUGCCACCGGCAACAACACAAACAUCUGCAGACGCCCCAGGCCUCUCUGCCUCUGAGCCCACUCUCCGAUUCCCCAGGCCGCAGGGCAACACGCAGCUUGCGAAUUGGUUAUCGAGCAGCAACCCCAACAUGAUGGACAUGGCUCCGCCCCCCGACGACAACGGCAUGGCCGAUUCAACCUACGAGCUCGUCUCGAGCCCCAGCACCGACACGGAAGAGUCCCAAGACGACCGCUACCCCGCCUCCAUGAGCGAGUCCGUCGGCUCGCUCGACUUUCAUCGCCCGGACGAUGUCCGGAGCCUGGCCGGGACAGACGAUUCAUUCGGGACGGACAAUGAUGACGCCGACACGCACGCUGCAACGUCUGAGCGCGACGACACCGAGGAUGAGGAAGACGAUGAGGACUCGGUUCACGAAGACACCGUGCUGACCGAGUCCCAAAUAACACACGACGAGUCCAGCAAGACUGAGCCCUUUCCCCCGUUCAAGAAUGAUGCAUAUGCUCAAGGAUCGCAAGAAUCGCUCGAUUACACGGAUCAGAGUCUGGGAACUCCGUCUUUCACUCCCGAGGCAAGCCGAGUCAUUGAACGGCCUGCCGACCACGAGAAGAAGUCCCUCAAGAAGAAGAUGUCUGAGCUAUGGCAAUUGGAGUCUCAGGCCAAGGAGUUCCUGGUCGAGAACACGUGGGGGGCCUUUCCCGGCUUCGUGUUUGUCGUCGUCAUCCUUGUGGUGCUACCCAUCUUCUACGGGCCGGCAUCCAAGUCGGCUCUGCCAAACGUUCAGAUGCCACCGUCCAUCACCGCAACCGUCACGACCACAUCCUAUCUCACCACCUCGACGUCGUUGUCACCAAGCUCCAGCAGUAGCAGCCUGAUCCCUUCGGCCACCAAUGGCCUGGCGUUGAUGCCCAUUGGCGAGGAGCAGUUGGACGACUGGAUAUUCGGCGCCAAGAAGCCGGUCGUGUCAUUCACCGCCGAGGAACACAAUGAUAUUCUGAUUCACAUUCCCAACAGCAUCAAGAAGAGGUGGCUGGCCAAGGAGUGCUUGACGGUGACUGCCAAGAGAGGAGAAGUCCCCGUUGACACCACCAUGUCUCUGGAGGACGAUGGUCUCCGUCUAAAGUUCGCCAAGAGAGAAACCCACGGCGUCGUCAGCGUCAUUCUCGAGGCCAAGUGCCGCCCAAAGAUUCACAAAGUUGUUAAGGUCCACUUUGGCAAGGGCUUGAUGGAGGGCGCCCUGGAGCGGACCAAGCAUCUCGCCCAUCUUGCCCAGGAUCUCUCCGGCCUCGUACCCGCGGCUGCUCAGGAAGCAGAACGGCGUAUCGAGAAUGCGAAGCAGUCACUGGGCUCGGCAUGCCAAAAUGUUUGCCAAACAGUCACCGAGACCGUAUCCAAGACGUUUGGCGCCAGCUUUGCCAACUUUGCAGAUGUACGACAGCAGCUGGACGACUUGGUGUCAACAGCCAAGACCCAGUUUGACGAAGCCACCCAAGGCGUCGCGAGCAAGAUUGACAAGAUUACGCAACAAGCUACGGAGAACCUGCCCUCGGUGGAAGAUGUGCAAAACCAGCUCCAGCUCCAGCUUCUCGAUGCCCAAUUGUCAGCCAAGCUUCUGUGGCUGCAAGCCUUUGGCAGCGCGGAGGAGCACGAAGAAUACUUGCGCAAGGCCAAGUCGUACUCGGCCGACAAGCACGCAGCGGCCGCGCAGUCGAAGCUGAGGCAUGCCAAAAAGGAAGUCCAGGAGAAGCUGACAGACUCUGCUUCGCGGCUGUGGUCUAUGCUAAGGGGCAAGUCUGCAUGCCGACAGAGGUCGCACGAGCAGUGCAAAGCCGCUCCAUAA
Molecule: messenger RNA, 1944 nt
Organism: Trichoderma aggressivum f. europaeum
Lineage: Eukaryota; Fungi; Ascomycota; Sordariomycetes; Hypocreales; Hypocreaceae
Exons: 1
Coding region: 1-1944 (647 amino acids)
Source: RefSeq, a predicted model, not a curated record